Messenger RNA from Culex quinquefasciatus (southern house mosquito), 1433 nucleotides. Its product is annotated as putative SERF-like protein. Bases 314 to 499 code for a protein of 61 amino acids. Lineage: Eukaryota; Metazoa; Arthropoda; Insecta; Diptera; Culicidae. The record is from RefSeq and is a predicted model, not a curated record. The transcript has 3 exons.
AGUUUGCCGUCGUCAGUUUGCACUGCUCAGAAGUCGAAGAAGAGCCACCAAAGCCGCAUUUAAAAAAAGUUAAAGCCAGCUUUUCUUCGUCGAAAUCCUCGCAAAUAGAGAAAAAAAUUUUAGCUGCAUUUCCUGAAACGGACCAAUCGCACAAGUAAUCAGCAAGCAUAAGUUAACAAGAGCAAUAAAUCAGCAAAAUCCAAAAAGCGCGACUAGUGGGCGGCAGUGCACUGAAAGCAAAAAACGCAACCCAGGGAAACCAUCUUUACUUUUCUUCAACACACACCCGUGAAAGCAACUUCCGGACUGCAAAAUGACUCGUGGCAAUCAGCGUGAAUUGGCCCGGGAGCGUAACGCGAAGAAGCAGGGCGGCAACAAGGCCAAGAAGGAGGACGGAUUGACACACGAGCAGCGCAAACAACGUGACGCCGACAUCAUGCGACAAAAGCAGGAGAAGAAAAAGGAGCUGGAGAAGGCGACGGGCCAGGCCAAGAGUUAAUGUCCACCCUCGGACCCAGUUCCCGCGUGUGUGUCAUGAAGUCCAAACUGAACGAUCCCCCGCCCCUCCUUCCCUACUCCCAUAGAUUGUCAUCCCUCGCUCUCGCCGCCGCCCUUCGACUCCUAGCUCUAGCGUAGUAAAUUAUUAUGCAGGUUUUACAACACACACACUUUUAACGGAUAAACGGAGACACACAAAUGAGAAUUCGCGCAUAAAAAUGCUGAUCGACCUUUCCCGCGCGCCACUGUGCAGCACACAAAUGUAAUUUAUUAUUUCCUUUUUCUUCAACUGAAUCACUAGACUAUUUUUUUUUUAUCUCACACGAAACCACCUUUUUUGUAACGAUCAGCAAAUGCUUUUUUGAUGUAGGACUUUAGUUUGUAAGUCGCGUUACGUUUCAAUUCUCUCGAUUCAAUGUGGACACCGAAUUCUUAUCGAAAGCCGUCAGCAGCAGCCCUCUUUUUGUUUGAGUAUUGAACAGCAAUGUGUAACAAUUAAUCGAAACAAUAUAUACGAUAACAAGAAAUGAACAACACACACACACACUCAGAUCUUAAACUGCAGGUAUAUUAAACGGUUAAAAACUAGCGCAGAAAUAAUAAUCAAUUUCAAAGAAAACAAUAAAUAAACGGGGUUUGAUUUACAGACGUAGGGAAUUGGAACAGGUGGGAAAAUAAAAAAAACCUAAUGCAAAUUAGUGGCGGCAGCAGCAGUAGCAAUGACGACGAUAUGGUUCGGAUGGCUUAAAUUUUGAACAGAGAACACAAAAAUAAACAAGACGAAGCGUCGCGUGCGUUGCGGCGGAUCUAGGCGAGACAAGUUACACAAAUUACACAUUACUAACUAUAGAUUGAAAUCGUGAAAAGUAUCAGAAACGAAGUAAAAAAAAAAACGUUGUAUAAACAAACAAAAUAUAGUGAUAAGCAAAAACCAA